AUGGACAACAAGGAAACUCAGAGAGAGAAACACUUUGUGCUGGUCCAUGGGGCUUGUCAUGGAGCUUGGUGCUGGUACAGAGUGGCCACUCACCUCAAGUCCUCAGGCCACAAGGUCACUGCCUUGGAUAUGGCCGCUUCGGGGAUCCAUCCAAAGCAAGCUCAAGAAUUGAAUUCGAUGGUGGAAUAUGUCGAGCCUCUCUUCGAAUUCUUGGAGGGUCUUCCUGAAGAAGAGAAGGUGAUUUUGGUAGGGCAUAGCAUGGGAGGGCUUGUCCUUUCAAUGGCCAUGGAGAGAUUCCCUGAGAAAGUAGAUGUUGCUGUUUUUGCAGCUGCUUUCAUGCCUGGUCCUGAGCUCACUUUUCACUCCAUUCAAGAGCAUGAUCGCAGAGACUCGGCACGCGCUUCCAAUGAUGGCCAUGCACAACCUCCCACUUUCAUGUCAUUUGGAUAUGAUUUACUCUCUUCCAAGCUCUAUCAACUCUCCCCACCUGAGGAUUUGACUUUGGCAUCCUACUUGGUGAGGCCAUCUCGUCUGUUCCCUAAUCAAGCGAAGAUGAUGGAGGAAGUAGCUGUGACGAAGGGCAAAUACGGCAUCGUCCGCCGGGUGUACAUCGUGUGCGACCAGGACCUCAUCAUAACGGAAGGCUUGCAGAGAUGGAUGGCGGAGAUGAACCCGCCAGAUGAAGUGAAAGUGAUCUCUGGGGCCGAUCACAUGGUCAUGUUCUCUAAGCCACUGGAGCUUCAUGAUGCUCUUAAAGAGAUUGCUGAACGUUAUUGCCUUUGA
This is a messenger RNA of Eucalyptus grandis, 783 nucleotides long. Its product is annotated as probable esterase PIR7A. Gene Ontology annotation, molecular function: methyl jasmonate esterase activity; methyl salicylate esterase activity; methyl indole-3-acetate esterase activity. The coding region runs from base 1 to 783 and encodes 260 amino acids. The record is from RefSeq and is a predicted model, not a curated record. Lineage: Eukaryota; Viridiplantae; Streptophyta; Magnoliopsida; Myrtales; Myrtaceae. The transcript has 3 exons. Gene Ontology annotation, biological process: salicylic acid metabolic process; jasmonic acid metabolic process.